Molecule: messenger RNA, 993 nt
Organism: Lichtheimia ornata
Lineage: Eukaryota; Fungi; Mucoromycota; Mucoromycetes; Mucorales; Lichtheimiaceae
Exons: 6
Coding region: 1-993 (330 amino acids)
Biological process (GO): regulation of actin filament polymerization
Molecular function (GO): small GTPase binding
Source: RefSeq, a predicted model, not a curated record
AUGGGUCAACUGUUAUCGAGUUUGAAUCUUCGAGGUGGCGAUACAGUGGUGCCUGAUCUUGGCUUUGAUAUUGAAAAUGCAAGGCCUUCAGCUGAAGAAUCAGAACUCUAUAAUCAACUUUCUAUUCUCUUGGUUCAACCUGCACCUGAUUUAUUGGGAUCAUUACGCUCAUAUCGGUCAGCAUCUGAAUUAAUUCGGGAGGCGAUUGCUUCACCUACAACUGAAAACGAGAACAGAGCAUGGGAUGCAGUCUUGCCAACCGUUGACAUGCUACGCGACUUUUACGAAUAUGCAUCGGAAUUGGAGGAAAACAUACCACGACUAUUGGAUGUCCUUUGCCAAGGAGAUGUCAACAAGAAUCUUGAAAAGCAUCAGGGAUUGACGCGAUUAUUUGCUGACAUUCUUGAUUUUGUCUUUGAAUUCGAUUUCCUCAAGAUGCGUAAUCCAACUUUGCAAAAUGACUUUUCCUACUAUCGACGUAUGUUACAACGCGGCCGAUAUUCGAGAUCGGCAGAUGAAUCCAUGUCAGAUCUACGGAGUGCUAUGUUGGAGGACGACCAAGCGAAUCGCAUGUCAUUGUUCAUUGCUUAUCCCACACCAAUGUUACGACGAUUGAUUGAUACAACGACCGAGUAUGUCACAAGGAAUCGACUACAAAAGAGUGUUGGAAGUUGCCUUACAGCUUUAUGGUCUACAUGUUAUCACACAGUGAACAAAAGAAGAUCUCCACAGCCAUCCGCAAACGUGUCAUCAUUUUGCCUCAAGGUCAUGGUUGUUUCCAUUAUCCUCUAUGAUCAUAUCGAUUCCCAUGGUGCAUUCACUAAAAGCUCACCCAUCAAUAUCAAACAUUCUGUAAAAAUAAUCCAAUCUGUUCCCGAUGCAAGCACCGAAUCCAGUACUUCCAAUCUCAUGUCAGCUCUUCGUUAUAAUUCCAAACACCUCAACGACGAUUCAACACCCAAGAGCAUAAGGAAUUCUGUCAUGGCUGCAUAA